Fomitopsis serialis is the source of this 1102-nucleotide messenger RNA. RefSeq lists its product as uncharacterized. Lineage: Eukaryota; Fungi; Basidiomycota; Agaricomycetes; Polyporales; Fomitopsidaceae. The transcript has 2 exons. The record is from RefSeq and is a predicted model, not a curated record. The coding region runs from base 158 to 994 and encodes 278 amino acids.
GAUCACGACCACGGCCAUUGGCUUGGAUCUCCGACAUGCCUUACCAGUCUAAACGGUCGCGGAUGUCGCGCUCGCACGGCCCUCGUGUGGCUCCCGCUGUAGCGAUCAUAUCAACCUCCGCUGGCAUCAUCCGCAGCCCUCGUCCUCUUCCUCCGACAUGGCGCACUACGUCUCCCCCCGCAAGGCGGGUGUACGGAACCAUCGACCUGUCACCAAGCACGAUACCCAGCAAGGCAGUCGCAAGAAUCAGCUUGCAUGGAAGAGCGAAAUCGCAGGCAAAAUCGUGCUCAUCACGAAUCCUGUAGCAGAGUUCCUCGAGCACUUUGUGCCCGGAGAAAAGCCUCUUAAGUCUGUGACCAAAGCGGCCUUCCAGAUGCCGAAGAAUGCCAGGUUAGAGAGCGAGAUGUACGGUCCCUUGUGUGACGGAUUCACUUCAUUAGUGAGGCGCUUCGAUCGCACCAAGAAACCUGUAUUCGUCAACCACAACCACGACCGCAUCGUAUUCCCCUACAAGCUGUGCGCAUCGGAGCACCACGUCACUCGGCCGGAUGUGAUCGCCUCGUUUCCCGGCGAGGAGUCGAUUGGCCGACAUGCCGAUUACUGGAGGAACAUCUCGUUCGUCGUGGAGGUGAAGCUCGCCGUGAGCGAUGAUCCGAUGAAGUCGUACUCAGAUGCCCACGAAGCUACACUGGUCCAGCUGUCGAAGAGUGCGCGUAACCUGCUCGUGUCGCAGAGCCGACUGUUCGUCUUCGUUAUCGGUGUCUAUGGACCGCUCGCUCGGAUCUUUCGCUUCGACCACGCCGGCGCCGUCUGCUCGGACGCAUUUGACUACACGACCCUUGACGGCAGCCGACUCCUCCACGAAUUUCUGUGGCGAUUCACCCAUCCACGCCACACUCUGGCUGUCGCGUCGUGGGCGAUGACCCUACUGUGCAGCUCGUCCAUGCGGGACAGCGUGCGGAGGUCGUCAAGAAGCUGCGUGACGCAGGGGUGAAGGCGAAGAACACACCCGAGGCGUCGAAGAUAUAUCGCUAUAUCACUGUCGGGAGCUCGGAGGGGAAGCGGAAGGGACGAGGUAUCUUGUUACGACCUGCUCUUCAUC